Molecule: messenger RNA, 1582 nt
Organism: Amblyraja radiata (thorny skate)
Lineage: Eukaryota; Metazoa; Chordata; Chondrichthyes; Rajiformes; Rajidae
Gene: irf8
Product: interferon regulatory factor 8
Exons: 9
Coding region: 149-1450 (433 amino acids)
Biological process (GO): regulation of transcription by RNA polymerase II; immune system process
Cellular component (GO): nucleus
Molecular function (GO): DNA-binding transcription factor activity, RNA polymerase II-specific; RNA polymerase II cis-regulatory region sequence-specific DNA binding; protein binding
Source: RefSeq, a predicted model, not a curated record
CUUAAACCCCUGAUAAAAACGGCAUUGUUUGCAAAGCAUUUUUGAACGGGCAAUUAAAGGACAUUUUAUUAACUAUACGCACGGAGGCGGAAGAGAAACAAUAUAACACUUAGGUGACUGAUACCUGGCACACAGCUACUGAGGCACGAUGCAGGGGAUCGGGAUGGUCGAUAAAAACAGCAGCGGGAUGCGGCGCCUUAAGCAGUGGCUAAUCGAUCAGAUCGACAGCGAUCAAUACCCGGGGUUGGUCUGGGAUGAUGAUCAGAAAGUCAUCUUUCGGAUUCCCUGGAAACACGCCGGGAAGCAGGACUAUAACCAAGAGGUGGACGCGUCCAUAUUCAAAGCAUGGGCCGUCUUCAAAGGAAAGUACAAAGAAGGUGAGAAGGCAGAACCUGCCACGUGGAAGACGAGGCUUCGCUGUGCCCUCAAUAAAAGCCCAGACUUCGAAGAGGUGACGGACCGUUCGCAACUCGACAUUUCAGAACCGUACAAAGUUUACCGUAUUGUUCCCGAAGGACAGCAGAAAUGUAAAUUCGGCAAUCUGUCCAACGAACAAGGUGAUAUCACUGAUAUGGAUUGUAGCCCACCUGGCUCAGAUGAACUCAUGAAGGAGGUUAUUGCAGAUUAUAAUGGUAUAAUAAAGAGAAGUCAUUCUCCUCCGGAAGAGGACUGUACAAAUCAACCACAAAUAGAUUGGUGGGGCCGACAAAACAUCGAAGACUCUUCCAUGUUAUAUUACACCAAUAACUAUGCGCCCAUGCAACCCAAUUCAGGUUUUUGCCAAAUGAUGGCCACCUUUUAUUACGGUGGAAUUCCGAUGUCCCGGAUUCCUAUUCGGCGGUCCGACGGGUGUAGGAUUACCGUACGUCAUGCCCCCAUCACCAGCGAGGGGCCGGAGAGCAUGGAGCAGGUUCUGUUCCCACCAACGAACAAGAUAGUGAAUCCUCGGCAGCAGCAGGUUACCAACAAACUCUUGACCCACCUGGAGCGUGGGGUUCUGCUACUGAGCAACAACGAGGGCAUCUACAUCAAAAGGCUCUGCCAGGGCAGGGUAUUCUGGAGUGGACCCUGCGCGCCUUAUGCCGAUCGGCCGAACAAGCUGGAAAGAGAUGCGAUUGUAAAGCUCUUUGACACAAAGCAAUUUCUUCAAGCCUUGCAACUAUACACAGAGAACCCACAGUGCAUUCCACCGAAUAACAAAGUGAUUAUAUGCUUUGGAGAAGAGUUUCCUGACAUGAAACCCAUGAACAAAAAACUAAUUAUAGUGGAGAUUGAGCAGGUGAAAAGCAAACAGAUUCUGCAAGCAGUGCUUCAGGCAAAGAAUUACGAAAAUAUUAACCUUCAGAUUUCCACUGAAUCCGCUGAAGAAAAACUGAUUCUUCACGAACUUUGCAUGAACAGUUACGGCUAUCCAAGACCUGCCUUCAGUGAAAACCAGCAAAUAAGCUGAAAAAGAAAAACUCUCUGCAUCAGUGACCUUAGAGACCUGUGUAAGUUGGUAGCAUUAAAGGGAAAGUGCUCAUUGCUGGUUUCCAAUAGCAUUGUUAAGGUACUCAAUCUUUAAUCAUUUUUGUUGCAGUUA